AUGGUUUUCCCUCUUUUGCAUGAGACGACGACCGAAGCCAGCCAGGAGGACCACAGAUGCCCGCCUGCUUGCGACCCUACCGGCAUAGACUGGUGGACCGAAAUCCCCAUCUCCAAAGACUCCAAUUCCCCAUCCUGCCUGGCGGUGCCUGUUGUUGGCGUCCCAUUCCUUGCACAGUCCCACUCGACCGCCAAGACUACCAACGGGAUGCACAACAAAGUUUUGGGCAGACACAAUACAAAAUAUUACAAAGCAGUCUUCCAAGCGAAGGAUCGCUUAACAGAUUUGCAUCCUACUGCUGCUCCGGCCCAUAAUCAGAAUUCGGUUGCACCAGCAUUGUUGGAUCUUCGAUCGCCCAUCGUUCCAUCCCAAUUGCAAUGCCCAUGGCCCAUUGCACUUAGGCUCCGCUCCACUUGCAAGUCAAAAGUGGCGCCCCAAAUCGGUAUGCCGCACCCCAAGCAAAAAGAUACUCCAUCAUUGAUCCCCUAG
Messenger RNA from Colletotrichum paranaense, 489 nucleotides. RefSeq lists its product as uncharacterized. NCBI's taxonomy places the organism in Eukaryota, Fungi, Ascomycota, Sordariomycetes, Glomerellales, Glomerellaceae. The transcript is spliced from 2 exons. Bases 1 to 489 code for a protein of 162 amino acids. The record is from RefSeq and is a predicted model, not a curated record.